Spirometra erinaceieuropaei is the source of this 366-nucleotide messenger RNA. The record is from the annotation of a GenBank genome assembly. NCBI's taxonomy places the organism in Eukaryota, Metazoa, Platyhelminthes, Cestoda, Diphyllobothriidea, Diphyllobothriidae.
AUGACGCCAGCUCUCAAGAUCGAGACAAUCGAGCUGCUUCUACAAAGCAAAUACGACGAAACAGAGACUCGCCUUGUACGCGCCCAAGUCCUUCAGCUCCUUAAGUUCUGUCUCAGGACGUACUUCACGUUCGACGGGACAAUCUACGAACAGGUGAAGGGCACACCAAUGGGUUCGCCGAUUUCGGGGUUCAUCGCCGAGGCGGUCCUGCAACGGUUAGAGUCGCUGGUCUUCAAACACCACAGACCGAAGUUCUGGACCCCGUAUGUGAAUGAUACCUUCGUCGUUAUCGACCAGGAUCAACUGCUGACAUUUAAGGAACAUCUGAAUGCGGUCUUCCCGGACAUACAAUUACCGGUGGAGUAA